UAAAUAACCUAGAAAAAUAUCUCUGGCUCUGUGCUCCUAGUUGUCAAAAACAGAAAGAGGAAGUUAUUCAGAAAUAUAAGAAAUGAUAGCAAAAACCCAAUCUAUUAUGAACCAAAUUAAACACUGACAAUCUCGAACACUGCAACAUAUAGGAGUAUGUCUUUAGAACAAACAAACUGUGAUGAUCUCAAAGCAUUUGAAAGGCGACUCACGGAAGUAAUAGCUUGCUUACAUCCCUCAACUACUAGAUGGAGGAUUGUACUGAUAGUAGUCUCAGCUUGUGUAGCUGUAGGAGCUGGACAAUGGCUCAUGGAUCCUGAAACUCGAGUAGUACCAUUUUCUCAAUCGUUAGCUAAUCACCCUUUCUUCAUAUUAGCUACAUUGAUGUUUUUAAUCAUAGUACUCCUGGGAGUUCAGAAGAGAGUAGUUGCAGCUUCUAUAAUAACAUCAAGAACUAGAGAGGUUUUGAGUGAUUUCAAUAUGUCUUGUGAUGAUACAGGAAAAUUAAUUCUAAGGCCAAGACCUACUACAUUUUCUUGAAUACUAUUUUAGUAUUGUAAAUGUUUUAGAAAAAUAAAAAUAUUUUACUC
Messenger RNA from Coccinella septempunctata (seven-spotted ladybird), 590 nucleotides. RefSeq names its product nuclear envelope phosphatase-regulatory subunit 1 (gene Cnep1r2). NCBI's taxonomy places the organism in Eukaryota, Metazoa, Arthropoda, Insecta, Coleoptera, Coccinellidae. Gene Ontology annotation, cellular component: Nem1-Spo7 phosphatase complex; cytoplasm. The transcript has a single exon. The record is from RefSeq and is a predicted model, not a curated record. The coding region runs from base 157 to 540 and encodes 127 amino acids.